Cucurbita maxima (winter squash) is the source of this 1951-nucleotide messenger RNA. RefSeq names its product putative lipase YOR059C. Bases 417 to 1529 code for a protein of 370 amino acids. The transcript is spliced from 9 exons. Lineage: Eukaryota; Viridiplantae; Streptophyta; Magnoliopsida; Cucurbitales; Cucurbitaceae. The record is from RefSeq and is a predicted model, not a curated record.
ACUGUUGGCAUACUUCUCCAGCUGAAAGUUCCAUGUCAAUGGUAACUCAAACAUGGGCGGUGGUUGCUUUGACAGUCGGUAGAUGGUUUAGUGGUCCAGCUGAUUUUGGUUGUUUGUUUGCAGCUGCACACCAGAUGUUCGAGAAGUGUUGUGGGAGAGAAGAUGGGGCGUAAUGAAGGGUAGGAUGAGAAACAGAGGUAGCCGCAGCUGCUUGCUUUUUCAUUGUGAUUGGAGGCAAAAGCGUCCAAGGAUAGGUUAAGUAGGCGCCGGCAAUAAAAAGGCGUAGGGCGGUACAAAAUGGGCAGACACGUGCGAAUAUGGGACGACGCCCAUUCAUUCACAAAUCCAACUAUUCCUACCUUUCCGUCAACUGAUUCCCUCCGGUUUGUUAAAAAGCCGUCAGCUGGGGGACGGGCAUGAUCGCGGGCGCGGCCAAUACUCCAUUCCAGACCCCGCCAUCGGGGCCUCUCUUCGACCCGUCACCCACUCGCCAUUGCCUUUCCAACCCUUUCCCUCGCUUCACCAUUCGCUUUCCACCUAGGCCCUUCCCGGAUCCUGCUCUCUCGCUUUCCGAUCAUUCCAGGAUGGACUUGAUCGGACGCCUGGCUAACAGUUUCUUCUGCAGCCUCCGCCGUCUGAAAGGCCUCAAGGUGGAGGCUGAUUUCUCUGGCGAGGAAACUUUUGGCCCCGAUGUCAAGGCGGCGCCCGAGCACCUUGUCAUCAUGGUCAAUGGUCUAAUUGGGAGUGCUGCAGAUUGGAGAUACGCUGCAGAGCAAUUUGUACUGAAGCUUCCUGAUAACGUUAUCGUACAUCGCAGUGAGUGUAACACUUCAAGAUUAACAUUUGAUGGCGUUGACACAAUGGGAGAAAGGCUGUCUGAAGAGGUGUUAGCUGUCAUAAGGCGUUGGCCAGAGGUGCAGAAAAUUUCCUUUGUGGCCCAUUCUUUAGGUGGGCUUGUUGCAAGGUAUGCCAUUGGAAGGCUUUUUGAUCAUAUCCCUAAAUUGGAAUCCUCAGGUGCUCCUCAAAGUUUCUCUGCCGAAGAGCAGAAGCAACAGGUUGAGCAAUUCCAUCAUGCAAGAAUUGCUGGAUUGGAGCCUGUGAACUUCAUAACAGUUGCAACUCCACAUUUAGGUUCACGUGGAAAUAAACAGUUUCCAGUUCUUUGUGGUCUUCCUUUCUUGGAGAGAAGAGCUUCUCAAACAGCACACUUAAUUGCUGGGAGGUCUGGAAAGCAUCUAUUCCUCACUGAUGAUGAAAAUGAUGGGAAACCUCCACUUCUCCUAAGAAUGGUCACCGACUCCGAAGAUCUAAAGUUCAUCUCAGCAUUACGUGCAUUUAAACGUCGGGUGGCAUACGCAAAUGUGAACUAUGAUCACAUGGUUGGGUGGAGAACAUCGUCUAUUCGUCGUCAACAUGAGCUCCCAACGGUAAGUCAAGUAAGCUUACGACAAAUGACAAAUACCCACAUAUUGUCUAUGAGGAGCAAUCAAGGAUGGAUGACAUCUGCAAUAAAGCAUCGCUGGUUAUAGACCAAACACUUGACUUAGAAGGUAUCAUCUACCAAUUCUAACAUUCACCAAAAGUAAGAGAUUAAAAUAAAAAUUGUUGAAACGUAAAGGACUAAAUUAAGGUUUUUAAAUAAUAGGAUCGAACUUGGAAAAACAUCCAAACAUUAUGGACUAAAACAUGCAUAAGCCUUGUGUUUAUGCGCCCAUAACUUUGGUGAUCUAAGGUUGGGGAGAAGAGUAUGCUUUAUGAGUAGAAGAGAGAGAUUCACAAAAUUAGCCAAAUUAGGUGGGAACUCAAUAGCAUGCUGCUGUUCUUGCCACCAUGUUUAUUGUCCGUCUUGACAUAAGCUUCAUUAGUUAACUACAUGACUUGACCAUCUCUGCAAGUUCUCUUGGUGCCUAAUUCUGAAAUUAUUUUGUUUAGACCUGUCAUUGAAAUAGUU